UCUUUAAAAGAAUAUAGCUGCCUGUUAUCAGUUUUCAAGGCACCAGCACUCAGCUUACGCUUCGUCCUUCCCCCUUGAAUCGAACCACCGCGACAGUGCACCCAACAACUCCUCUUGACAAAAGUAUAUAAUACCGCAUCACCAAUUUCAAAAUCGCAACUGGAAACACCCUCCUAUCACAAUGCUUCUCAUAUCGCCAGCAUCGUUGUUCAUUUCCACAUUCUUUCUCUCCACAGCAUCAAUAGCAGCGCCAACUCGCGCGCACUGCCGCUGCACAAUCGUGUCCGACACAGCCCCAUUGUCGCAGCACACGCCUUCAUCUGCGCAUUGGACACCUUCGGAGCCAUUGCCAAGCCCAUCUGUCCCCGAUGUGUGCGGCAAUCUUGGUCUUGAACUCGAAAGCUUCAGGCAUUCACAACCCAGCCUGUUCGAUUCUUAUAUUUACCCAAAUGGUCACUCGAAACCAAGUCCUGCUAGCGAUGCACAGCAACCGAUAAGUACAACCGUCCUCCUGGAUCUCGCCGCACGGUACGGAUUCCAAAAUACCCACCUUGAGGACGAGCAAGAGCCACGACCCACCUCUCGGCCCCACGAACGGAUAGUCUGUCACUCGGAACCUGAGCCAUUUUCCGCGUACCAAGACUCAUUUGUCACACUCUGGGCACUACAUGUCAUCGUUGCGCUAGCGAUUUUCGCAUGCGCAGCUGAGGGUGUACACUUAGGAAUGCGCUGGAUGAAUCGCCGCAACGACGCAAACCAUAACCAUAUCUCCGAAAAGCCGAAGAGCAGACUGAGGUUAACGGGCGCCGAGAAACUGCUGUGCGCGUUUCCUCCGAGUGUGUAUCCCAAUUCGAUGUUCAGUCCUGGUGUUGAGAAGAAGACCCAAGCCUACCUCGAUUUCGUCGUUAAAGCGCCAUGCGAGAAGCGCGAAUUCAUUGCAUAUGACGACGAGGAGGACGAUGAGGCGAAUUGGCCCGUAAUGUAAUUCCAUUCGUAUUGCAUUCUCAUGAUCCUAUAUCUGUAUAUAUUGUACACGGCUUGGUGA
Messenger RNA from Dothidotthia symphoricarpi CBS 119687, 1045 nucleotides. RefSeq lists its product as uncharacterized. The record is from RefSeq and is a predicted model, not a curated record. Lineage: Eukaryota; Fungi; Ascomycota; Dothideomycetes; Pleosporales; Dothidotthiaceae. Bases 182 to 985 code for a protein of 267 amino acids. The transcript is spliced from 3 exons.